Rhagoletis pomonella (apple maggot) is the source of this 730-nucleotide messenger RNA. RefSeq names its product UPF0605 protein GA14893. Lineage: Eukaryota; Metazoa; Arthropoda; Insecta; Diptera; Tephritidae. The record is from RefSeq and is a predicted model, not a curated record.
UAUAAUGAAAGAAAGUUGGAACAAAACAUAGAAGUAGUAAAAAUACAAAAUUUGUAGUAUUUAAGUGAAAUAGCAUCGUAGAAACAAGGCCAACAACAUGGACUUGGUCAUUACACCUGAACCCCAUUUCGUUCCCGGCUACACUGGCCACUGUCCACAAUUUCGUUUCCGCGCUGGCAAAACGUAUGGUAAACUAACACAUAAACUGCUCAUCGAUCCCUGUGUCAUACACGCGCCCGAGUUGAUUGUAACGCCGUCAAAUCGAGAACCACUAUCGCUCGAAUAUCCCACUGUACAUGAAACUGAACUGCUAAAUACCCGCGAAAAAUUUGUUGAUCCAGUUUAUCGUCAUCCCAUCAUACCCGGCUAUGAUGGUUUCGUACCAAAUCUCGCAUCUAAAAUUGGCAAGCGAUAUAUUGCCGCCGCUACAGCGGGUAUGGCCGAACACGAGUUGCUAAUGGAUCAGUUGCGCUGUGAACGCAGAAAUUUACUUCAUCGUGAUAUCUUAGGCAGUGGCUUGGGUGUGUUUGAAAGGAAAAUGAACGAGCGUUUGCUUCCCCUUACAUAUUAUCGGUCACCUUUAAUACCCGUCAAGGCACGUGCAAGAGCUUUAAAAAAACUGGAUUGUAGUUAUACGAAUAAGAAAGCACCUUACUCCAAAUUUACUGCGCCACAUUUCAUGGAAAACGAUGACGAGGAGAAGUAUAUUGUUAAUGGUAAGAUUAACUGA